AUGGCUGCAGCUUGGAUGGUGGUGCUUCUCUCUUUGUCUUUCGGUCUUUUAAUUGGGUCUAUUUUGGCAGAUUCAUCAUGUUAUUCGGAGUGUAAACAGGAUCGAUCUCCAAUGUGUGGUGUAUGGCUCGAAAAAGAAGAGAAUGCGGCCGCGGCUGGAACUUAUCAGCUGAACGCCGGUGUGGUGAAUAUGAGCUGUGAAUUCACCUCCCGCCCAGCACCUGCGCAAGUAAUCUGGCAACAUCGGCCAUCAGAUGAGAUCGGGGGUAACUGGAUUGAUUUUGCGUGUUCGACGAAGGACGAGAACAAGAUAUGCAGCCAAGAUGUCGAGCAUCGAGUCACCUCCCAAUGCAUCCUCCGUAUCACAUCUCUCAAUUCAACUGGCAAGUAUCGAUGCCAGGGAAUUGUACAGGACAGCCCGAAGAAGGCGUUCAGUUCCGAGAUAGUCGUCAACGUGGCCGGGAUUGAGAAGAUAGAGAAGGUGGACAGUCAAUUGACUGUUGGCCAGGCUGGAUUUAUCGAAGUCGAGAUAUGCGCCAAUCCGAAACCGGAAGUAACCUUCCUGGUAAACGGACAAUUAUUGGGGACUGGGGAAGCGGAUGGAAAAGCAGCGGUGUCACUGCUUCGACAGUUGAAAAUCAGGACCAGAAAUGAUGGCCCAGCCCGCCCGAAGCCCUAUUGCCAUUCAAUUCGACUGAUGCUAGCCAGGGUUGAAGCUACGGAUUCCGUAUCGGUCAUUGUUCGCAAUGAAGGGGAGACACGGACGGAACCAUUGCAGCUAAAUUUGAAGAAAAAUACGGCGAUCCCCUCCGUUCUGAUGUCCAUCUUGAUUUCCCUGCUCAUAUCGAUACUCAUU
Mesorhabditis spiculigera is the source of this 855-nucleotide messenger RNA. The record is from the annotation of a GenBank genome assembly. Lineage: Eukaryota; Metazoa; Nematoda; Chromadorea; Rhabditida; Rhabditidae.